CCGUACACACACCGUGAAAGAAUUUCGGUCUGCAUCAAUUGAUUAGAUGUGUGUUGUGCUUCUUGACGCGCUCGGCGAAACGAUCCAAAUUGAUUGCGGUUUUGCAAACGAAUUUCGUGAUUAAAAUCCUCACCCGACACGAUUCUCGGCAGUGUUUAACGAAUCGGGCGUGCAGAAGGCUUGUUUGUUUGAUUCAAACGCAAAGUUGCUCGUGAAACUUGUUGUGAUAAGACAGUGAAAACAGCAGCAGCAGCAGCGCACAGGCAGGCAAUAAUGGUUUGGGGGUUUGUUACUUGCGGCCCGAACGAGGCCUUGGUGGUAUCAGGAUGCUGCCACAUGAAGCCACUGCUGGUUCCCGGUGGACGGGCAUUCGUUUGGCCAUCGAUUCAACAAGUGCAAAGAAUCUCACUCAACACCAUGACACUGCAGGUGGAAAGCCCGACCGUGUACACCAGCCAGGGUGUACCGAUUUCCGUCACCGGGAUCGCGCAAGUAAAAAUCCAGGGCCAGAACGAAGAUAUGCUGCUGACGGCGUGCGAACAGUUUCUCGGCAAAUCGGAAACCGAAAUUCAGCACAUUGCGCUGGUAACGCUCGAAGGCCAUCAGCGCGCAAUUAUGGGCUCGAUGACGGUCGAGGAGAUCUACAAGGAUCGUAAAAAGUUCUCGAAACAGGUGUUCGAGGUCGCGUCAUCCGAUCUGGUAAACAUGGGUAUUACUGUCGUGUCCUACACGCUCAAGGACAUUCGCGACGAAGAGACUGACGGGUCUGGUAGGGGCUAUCUGAAAAGUCUCGGUAUGGCCCGUACGGCGGAAGUGAAGCGUGAUGCGCGAAUCGGCGAGGCGGAAGCUCGCUGCGACGCGACCAUCAAGGAAGCGAUCGCGGAGGAACAGCGGAUGGCGGCCCGGUUCCUGAACGAUACCGAGAUCGCGAAGGCCCAGCGCGAUUUCGAGCUGAAGAAGGCCGUGUACGACGUGGAGGUGCAGACGAAGAAGGCCGAAGCGGAGAUGGCGUACGAGCUGCAGGCGGCCAAGACCAAGCAGCGCAUCAAGGAGGAACAGAUGCAGAUUAAGGUGGUCGAACGUACGCAGGAGAUCGCGGUGCAGGAGCAGGAAAUGCAGCGUCGCGAGCGCGAACUCGAAGCGACCAUCCGCCGGCCGGCCGAGGCGGAGAAGUACAAGCUGGAAAAGUUGGCCGAAGCUAACAAGCAGCGUGUCAUACUGGAGGCCGAAGCAGAGGCAGAAGCGAUAAAGGUACGUGGUGAGGCGGAAGCGUUUGCCAUUGCGGCUAAAUCGAAGGCCGAAGCGGAACAGAUGGCCAAGAAGGCCGAAGCCUGGAGAGAGUACCGUGAGGCGGCGAUGGUGGACAUGCUGCUCGAUACAUUGCCCAAGGUUGCGGCUGAAGUUGCGGCACCAUUGUCGCAGGCGAAGAAGAUCACGAUGGUGUCUAGCGGCAACGGUGAGGUCGGUGCUGUGAAGCUGACCGGUGAAGUGUUACAGAUCGUGAACAAGAUUCCGGAUCUGGUCAAAUCGAUCACCGGCGUUGAUAUUUCGCGGUCCGUACACGCUGGUUAAGUGAGAUCGAACGAGCAAGAUUACGAUUAUACAAAGGACAGUGCUUCCGCUGUUCCCCUUUCACACUGUUUUGCAUAACGUGGAGAAGAAGGACUCAGACUCACACACAUACACACACAAAAUACAUCGUCCCGCGCGGUGAGCGGAACCUCUGCGACGAACCCAAGAACCAUGUAGCAGACCAAAGCCAUAGCAAAAGGGCCAGAACGGUGCGAGGCCCCCGCGGAUGUUAAUGUUUGUAUUCUGUGUGUUUAAUCGUUUUCUGAUAUUUAACAUGAAACUCGAUGUUCUUCUGCCGGUCCGGACGUGCGGUGUGUUACAUUUAGUUUUUCCCCAUUUAGUUUUUCCCUCAACACGCUUCAAAAGUGCGUACGGUUUCCGUUGACCGUGCAUCCGUGCAAAGAGAUGUUGCAUAUGCUGUACAAGUUUAAGUUGGUUAUGUUACUAUGUUCUUUCAAAGGUAAAGGGUACUCGUAAAGGGUUAUUAUUGUUGCAUUUUGUUUUGUUUUUUUAAGGGACUCAUUCGGAAAUGCUCCACACUAUCCUCCAACAAAUGCCAACCCAGUGGUUAGGUUUUAUAAUGGUCAGAUUUCGCGGGCAACCCCAUCUGCAGGAGGUUAGUUAGACGUACAGGACACUCACACACCGGGUGUGGGUAACAUUGUUUUUCAUCACUUCUCAGUAUCACUUUAUCUAGUCACUGCCACAACAACUGUUUUGCACAACACUUACCACAAAUCGACCGUGUGGUGUUGCACAUGCCAUAUACUCCAAUAAUUUCAUGUAGAUCAAUCAUUUGUUGGAUGGAAGAUCGAUCGAUGGGUUAGGUGACUUGCUCCAUUUAUUCUGUUGAUGAUCGCAAUCACAAAGGCCAGCUACCAGCUAGCGAAGUUUAAAUUGUCCUAAAGUAGCCAGAAAAAAAACCUUUAAAAACGAAACAAAAAAACCAAUGCUCUGAACCAUUGUCCAUCCAUUGACUUGGCCUAGAUGUGUGAAAUCUGGUAAAAUCUAUAUUCUAGCUAAAGAGAUAGGCUUAUUGCGAGCAAUGCAUUUUGUACGUAUGAACAGCAGUCAAAUAGUACGCAAAAUCGUAACAAAAACACACUCUUCUCGCUAUCGAAAAACGUUUUUUAUUUUUAUUUGAAACAAUAUACAAACAUAUAUAUACACGUAUUAUAGUAAAGAGAUCGCUAAACAACGCGUAUAGUUUGUCUCCGAUGUUCAGCAACGUACCUUAAGCAUUUUCUUCCCCGAAAGAAAACGUAAACUUCAUUCACCUUGGCGCGAUUAUUAAACAACAAUUACCAGAUGAAAUUGUGUGAGCACAGGUGUCUUCGGCAGGCCAAACGGCGGGUGCGAUGUGCAUUAAGCGUAGCAAUUGUAGCGAAAAUUGAAAACUUACCGCGAAAUGUGAAGCAAAAAAACUAAACAGGUGGGAAUACAAUUUUUCGGUCCGCAUGGCGCGAUGGCGCGCGGUGGUGACUCCAAGAUGCGAAAACACAUAAUAAUAUAAAGAUAUACAUAUAUUUUGUAACGUAAUUUGCUUUUUGCGUGUCACGAACGUUCGAAUGUGUAUAACAACAAAUUGCAAGCAAACCCGAACACGGUGGAGAAAUAAAAUCGUAAUACUGUGAAAAUAAAA
This is a messenger RNA of Anopheles stephensi (Asian malaria mosquito), 3214 nucleotides long. It is a transcript of the gene Flo1, whose product is annotated as flotillin-1. The transcript has 8 exons. Lineage: Eukaryota; Metazoa; Arthropoda; Insecta; Diptera; Culicidae. The coding region runs from base 274 to 1572 and encodes 432 amino acids. Gene Ontology annotation, biological process: protein localization to plasma membrane; protein kinase C signaling; positive regulation of cell junction assembly. The record is from RefSeq and is a predicted model, not a curated record. Gene Ontology annotation, cellular component: plasma membrane.